Molecule: messenger RNA, 1477 nt
Organism: Anastrepha obliqua
Lineage: Eukaryota; Metazoa; Arthropoda; Insecta; Diptera; Tephritidae
Gene: Hacd2
Product: very-long-chain (3R)-3-hydroxyacyl-CoA dehydratase
Exons: 7
Coding region: 213-1382 (389 amino acids)
Biological process (GO): fatty acid elongation; sphingolipid biosynthetic process; very long-chain fatty acid biosynthetic process
Cellular component (GO): endoplasmic reticulum membrane
Molecular function (GO): 3-hydroxyacyl-CoA dehydratase activity
Source: RefSeq, a predicted model, not a curated record
ACUGUUUGCAGGAUAAGGGACUACGAUACGUCGGUGACUGUUUUCAGCAUCAGUUGAUUGCAAAUCAAUUCGAUCUAAUGCAAAAAGGUCUAUUUGCCAGAGAAUCGUUUAUUAGAAUGCUUGCUGGGUAAAUUCUGGCAACUUCUGUCUAGUUAGUAAACAAAACUACUGUGUUGGAUAAUAAUAAAUGACCUUAUUACGCUUAUAGCAAAAUGGUUAACAUGAAAAAUCAAAUCAACGAGAUACCAGAAAACAAUUAUUCUGCUAGCGAAAAUGAAAAGUGCAAAUCCGGCUUUAUUUCACAUACUCUUCAUCCUUUAGUGUAUUGGGCACAGACAAAAGAGAAGAUAUCCCUAAAAGUGGACAUAAAAGACUCAGAGCCACCUGUGGUCAAUCUCACGCCAAACUUAUUUACAUUUUCUUCCAAAGGCUAUGGUGCCCGUGGUUUCAAUGAUUACACAUUCGAAUUACACUUUUAUGCUGCUGUCAACGAAGAGAGCUGCACCUAUCGAGUUUUUGAUAACAAAGUUGAGUUCUUCAUUAAAAAAAAUGAUGUUACUUGGUGGCCUCGUUUAAUUUCAACUCUUCGGAAACCACAUUGGCUGAAAAUAGAUUUUGAGCGUUGGCGGACUGAUGAUGAAACGAUUGAGAACGAAAAGCCAUGCAAUGCCAUGGAAGGCAAUCCUGAAAAAGAGUUUGGAUACAUAAAAGAACGUGCUAAACAAGCAUAUAUGUUGCUUUACAACUUUGCCCAGUUUAUCGGAUAUUUAUACAUUCUCAGCGCGAUGAGUGUGAUGUAUUACCGCAAUGGUAUGAAAUCAAUUCCGAAAGCAUACGAAUCUGUAGGCGACGCAAUGAAAUUUUGCCAACUGCUGCAGUAUCUUGAAGUACUUCAUCCCAUUUUCGGAUACACAAAAGGUGGUGCAUUGAUACCAUUCUUCCAAGUUACGGGUCGGAAUUUUAUACUAUUUGCUAUGCUAGAGUUAGAGCCUCGCAUGCAGACAAAGCCAGUAGUUUUUUAUGUUUUUGGGAUUUGGUCAUGCAUUGAAAUAGUUCGGUACCCAUACUAUAUAACACAAAUUUUGAAAUACGAAAUAGGUAUACUCACCUGGUUGCGAUACACUCUUUGGAUACCGCUGUACCCUAUGGGAAUACUCUGCGAAGGCAUUAUAAUUCUACGUAAUCUACCCUACUUUGAGGAAACGAAAAAGAUGUCAGUUGAAAUGCCAAACAAAUGGAACUUCAUUUUUGACAUGACUGGUUUUAUGAAAAUCUAUUUAAUGUUAUUAAUAUUACCGGGAACUUAUUUGGUUAUGUCACAUAUGGCCAGAACACGAGCCAAAAAACUUAAUGGAAAACCUGCUCGAAGUUAUUGUGAUUAAGACGCAAAUAUGUUUAUACGUUCAAACGUUUUGUUCGAAAUAAUCUUCUAUCAUUCGGGUUAUAUAAGAAUAAAAUUACAUAUGAAAUAAUCUAA